AUGAGUUUGAACGGUGCCGCUCCUACGGCAGAACAAGUCGCGCGCACGGCGAAAGAGGCGUUCGAUGCCUCGCAACUCCUCGACUCGAGCGAACGGCACACGGCGCUUCUCGCGCUCAAGCAGGCGCUGACGGAUGCCAAGGAGGAGAUUUUGGAGGCGAACAGGCUGGACAUUGAGGCUGCACGGGAACAGGUAGCGGCGGGAAAGAUGUCGUCGUCGCUGCUGAAGCGGCUAGACCUCCAAUCGUCCGCCGACAAGUACGACUCGAUGCUGCAGGGCAUUCUCGACGUCGACUCGCUCCCCGACCCGACUGGACAGGUUACCUAUGCACGCAAGCUCGACGAGGGACUCGACCUGUACCGCGUGACAUGUCCGAUUGGUGUCCUGCUGGUGAUCUUCGAGGCGAGGCCCGAAGUCAUCGUCAACAUUACCGCUCUUGCGAUCAAGUCGGGCAACGCCGCAAUCUUGAAGGGCGGCAAGGAGUCAAUCCACACGCAGAACGUCAUGACCCGCGUCAUCCAGUCCGCCCUCUCGACCACCUCCCUCCCUCCCGCCUACAUCCAGACCGUCUCUUCCCGCUCCGAAAUCGCCUCGCUCCUCUCGCAAGACCGCUACGUCGACCUCGUCAUUCCCCGAGGGAGCAAUAGCCUUGUGCGGAGUAUCCAGAACGGAACGAGGAUUCCGGUCAUGGGGCAUGCGGACGGGUUGUGUGCGGUCUAUGUCGACGAGAGUGCGGUUGAGAAGAAAGCGAUUAACGUCGUUGUCGACUCGAAGACGACCUACACCGCCGCUUGCAACGCCGCGGAGACGCUCCUCAUCCACGACUCGCUCCUCUCCUCCCUGUGGCCCCGGCUAGCGUCCGCACUGCUCGACGCCAACAUCCAGCUUCGCUGUGACCCGUCCACCCUCUCCGCCCUCUCCGCCUCUAUCUCCUCCCGCCCGUCCUUCUCGACACUCGUCAAGCCCUCAACAGACGAAGACUACGAGACCGAGUUCCUCGACCUCAUACUCGCCGUCAAAGCCGUCCCCUCCUGCGCCGCCGCCAUCUCGCAUAUCAACAACCAUUCCUCGCACCACACCGAUGCGAUCGUCACGGAGGACGAGGCGAACGCGCGGGCAUUCUGCAGGGGCAUCGACUCGGCGGGCGUGUAUGUCAAUGCGAGCACGCGCUUUGCGGACGGCUUCCGGUAUGGGUUUGGGACGGAGGUCGGCGUCUCGACGGGCAAGACGCACGCGAGGGGACCGGUCGGGCUCGAGGGGCUCGUCAUCUACAAGUACCAGAUCAAGAGUACCGCCGCCGAGGGCCACGGCACGGCCGUCUUCGGCUCGGGCGAGGGUAAGAGGCCUUUCCUGCACACUCCUCUGCCGCUCGACAAGCCGGCGUACUAG
Molecule: messenger RNA, 1389 nt
Organism: Rhodotorula toruloides NP11
Lineage: Eukaryota; Fungi; Basidiomycota; Microbotryomycetes; Sporidiobolales; Sporidiobolaceae
Product: glutamate-5-semialdehyde dehydrogenase
Exons: 5
Coding region: 1-1389 (462 amino acids)
Molecular function (GO): NADP binding; glutamate-5-semialdehyde dehydrogenase (NADP+) activity
Source: RefSeq, a predicted model, not a curated record